AUUGCAUCGAUAUGGAUUUUCUCCAUUCUGUAUGCUUCUCAAAGGUUUUUAUUUCACAGCGAUGAGGAUCUUCCAUCACUGUGGAUUUGCACCACAACAUUGACUGUACUUCUUCCUCUUUUUGUCAUUUCGUAUUGUUACGUUUACAUCUUCAAGGCUGCCCGAUCACAAUGCAUACGCAUAGCGGCCGAUAACAGCCUCUGCAAAGAAGUUUUGAAAAACAAGAAAGCUGCCUGUACGCUGUGCAUAGUGAUCGGUCUUUUUGCUUUGUUAUGGCUCCCGAGUCUCGCACUGUCCUUGUGGCAUAUUUCGGUCGCAGAUCCUUUGGAAAGACAGUGCAUUGACUACUUGUGGUUUUGGGCGGCAUUUCUGUCAUUCACUAGCUCGUUUUUCAAUCCGUUGAUCUAUACAAUUCGGACGAAAGAGUUCCGAAUGGCUUUUCUGAAAGUAUUACGAGUCAAAUCAAAGUCUUGA
Messenger RNA from Pocillopora meandrina, 474 nucleotides. The record is from the annotation of a GenBank genome assembly. Lineage: Eukaryota; Metazoa; Cnidaria; Anthozoa; Scleractinia; Pocilloporidae.